Molecule: messenger RNA, 1114 nt
Organism: Lucilia cuprina (Australian sheep blowfly)
Lineage: Eukaryota; Metazoa; Arthropoda; Insecta; Diptera; Calliphoridae
Exons: 4
Coding region: 10-1086 (358 amino acids)
Molecular function (GO): acyltransferase activity, transferring groups other than amino-acyl groups
Source: RefSeq, a predicted model, not a curated record
AUUUUAGAAAUGGAAAUCAUUCCUGAAGGCAGACACUUCCGUUUGGUGCAAGAAUCUGAGCUUCCCGAAAUAUUGGAUUAUUUAGAACGUUUUUUUCCGGAAUCACUAAAGUUUCAUCAAACAAUACGAACGUACCUGAAUGAUCGAGUUUGGGAAUUUAAAUUUUAUGUUUCAAAAGAUUGGCCCGAAAAACCAAUAUUAUUACACUUUCCAGGAUGCACGCUAACGCCCAACAACAAUAUAUACCAAAGCUUUGGCAUAUUCUGCCCAUCCGAACAAAUCGAACAUGUGGAUCUAAUGCGUACCGAAGACAUACUGAUCGAUUGGCAACAACCAUUGUACCUGAAUUUUACGCACAUUGCUAUUAUGAAUCGCCUGGAUGAUUUUUACAAAGAAAUGGGCAUUAUGGAACGGCUUGAGGGUGAUAUUUAUGUGUGUAAUAAAUUAAAUACGGAUUUGGAAUUCGAUGAAUUACCCGAUAAUGCGUACAUGCGCCAAUUGACCGUGGAUGAUGUUAAACAUAUUCACGACUUAUAUCCGGCCAAUGAGAUUGAGUGUGUCGAUGUAUUUGAGAUAUUGGUUAAAGUACUGCCCGGUUUGGGAAUAUUUAGAAAAGAUACAAAUGAAUUGGCCGCAUGGAUGGUACAUUCGUAUUAUGGUGCAAUGUUUUCAAUGCAAACACGUCCAGAUUAUAGACGAUUAGGUUAUGGCAUACGCUUAGCUAUUGCUUUGACUAAUAAAGUUAUAGAACGCGGCUACAAACCAUUCGUUGUGAUACGUCCACAAAAUGAUGCUUCUCGUAAUCUCUAUACUAAAUUGGGCUUUGAAAAAGCUUACGAAACAUGCCGAGUCAAAAUGACACCACAUCCUAUUAAAACAAACGGUGCCCCUGAACCCUCGGCACCCGAACUAGACGCCAAUGCUGAUUUAGAAGCCAACAAAGAGAAUCAACCCAUUGAUGAGGGCAUUGAGGAUAUGCUUGCUGAAAAGUGUGAUAUUAAAGCUGAUGAUGAUGAUGCAGAUGCUGCCCGGGGUCAAGAUAAAAAGGCCACUACAGCUGAUGAAGGUAUAGGUGAUGAUAAAUAGAUGAUAGUUAGUUGUAGUUUUUUUAAAA